This is a messenger RNA of Punica granatum (pomegranate), 2993 nucleotides long. NCBI's taxonomy places the organism in Eukaryota, Viridiplantae, Streptophyta, Magnoliopsida, Myrtales, Lythraceae. The record is from RefSeq and is a predicted model, not a curated record.
CUCUUUUCUUACCGCCGGAAAGAGGAAAAAGCACCGUUGAGACGGGGCACGUGGCAGAACAUCAGUCCACCUGUCCGCCUUAGGAUUCCUCUCAUCCUUUCUCCUCUCUUAAGCACUCACUUCACUUUGUCCCUUUCCCCUCUGAUGUUUCGUUCGUUGCCUCUCAAAGGCAAAGAAAAGAAUACAAUCCCCUUACUCUCCCUCUCCCUCUCUCUCUCUCUCUCUCUACCCAGUACGCUCUCAUUCUCUCUCUACAGCCCUGUGAUCUCCAUCUUCUUCUUCUUCCCCGCUGCUCAAUUCUGUAAUGGCGUCCCAGUGAUGCUCGGAAAAUGUUGGAGGCCCGGCACAUUCUGCUCCCCGCCCUCAAUUCAGCCCUCCUGCUCCUGCUCUGCUCCCGCAUUGUCCGUCCGGCCGCUGGGGUCACCCAGUUCGACUUCGGGACCCUGACCCUCACGAGCCUGAAGCUCCUAGGGGACGCCCACUGGAGCAACGGCAGCGUCCGCCUCACCCGGGACGUCGCCGUACCUUACUCCGGCGCAGGCCGAGUACUCUACUCAGAGCCUGUAAGGUUCCGGCGCCCGGGCUCCCGCGCCCCCGCCAGCUUCUCCACCUUCUUCUCCUUCUCCGUCACGAACCUGAACCCUUCCUCCAUCGGGGCUGGCCUGGCGUUCCUGAUCUCGUCCGACUCCGAGUCCGUGGGCGGCGCCGGCGGCCUCCUGGGUCUUCAAGGGGGGUCUGCCGCCGCCGCCACCUCCCCGGUGUUUGUGGCGGUGGAGUUCGACACCCUCAUGGACGUCGAGUUCAAGGACAUUAACGGCAACCAUGUGGGGUUGGAUCUUAACAGCUUGAUCUCUUCUCAGGUAAGCGACUUAGGCUCCAUCGACGUCGAUCUCAAGAGCGGGAACAUCAUCAACGCCUGGGUCGUCUUCGACGGCUCCACCGGCGAUCUCAGCGCAUAUGUCUCCUACUCCAAUCUGAAGCCCAAAGACCCCAUUUUCAUCGCCAACCUCGAUCUGACUCAGUACAUCAACGAUUUCAUGUAUGUCGGCUUCUCCGGGUCGACCCAGGGGAGCACAGAGAUCCACAGCGUCGAGUGGUGGAGCUUCAGCUCCUCCUUCGACUCUGGCACUGCUCCCCCGCCGCCGCCCCCCACCACCACCCUCACGAAUCCGACUGCCAAUUCUGUGAAGUCUCCGGCCCCGUCAUUGGGCCCCUCGGGGUCCGACGAGGCCGGAAGUGGUACCCAACAGAAGAGCAGUAAGUCUUCUUGCCACAACCAGCUCUGCAAAGAGGGGCCGGGGGCCGUCGCCGGAGUCGUCACUGCCAGCGCCUUCUUCCUGGCUAUUUUCGCCGGGGUUCUGAUCUGGGUCUACUCCAAGAAGGUGAAGCAGGUCAACAAAUCGUCCGAGUCCCUCGCGUCGGAGAUCAUUAAGAUGCCCAAGGAGUUCACCUACAGGGAGCUCAAGUCCGCCACCAAGUGCUUCAACUCGAACCGGAUCAUCGGGCACGGAGCAUUUGGGACCGUCUACAAAGGCAUCUUGCCCGACAAUGGUGAGGUCGUUGCAGUGAAGCGUUGCAGCCACAACACUCAGGGGAAGACCGAGUUCCUAUCGGAGCUGUCGAUAAUUGGCACUCUCCGGCAUCGUAACCUUGUUCGGCUCCAAGGCUGGUGCCACGAGAAGGGAGAGAUUCUAUUGGUGUACGAUCUCAUGCCUAAUGGGAGCUUAGACAAGGCACUGUUCGAGUCUCGGAUUCCACUGCCGUGGCAUCACCGCAGGAAAAUCCUCGUCGGGGUGGCUUCGGCCUUGGCCUACUUGCACCAAGAAUGCGAGAACCAAGUGAUUCAUCGAGAUGUGAAGAGCAGCAACAUAAUGCUGGACGAAGGGUUCAAUGCCCGAUUAGGGGACUUCGGGCUGGCGAGGCAGAUCGAGCACGACAAGUCCCCCGACGCAACGGUUGCAGCAGGCACAAUGGGCUACCUGGCCCCAGAGUACCUCCUAACAGGGCGGGCCAGCGAUAAAGCAGAUGUUUUCAGCUACGGUGCGGUGGUUCUUGAGGUGGCGAGCGGACGUAGGCCCAUCGAGAAGGAGACCAAUAACUAUGCUAACGCUAACAACGGCGGUGGGAAAGCAGCUGGGGUGUGCAGUAAUUUGGUGGAGUGGGUGUGGAGCCUGCACAGGGAAGGGAGGCUGCUGGCAGCGGCGGACCCGAGGCUUGCGGGAGAGUUCGACGAGGGUGAGAUGAUGAGGGUGCUGCUGGUAGGGCUAGCAUGCUCGAACCCGGACCCAGUUGCACGGCCCACAAUGCGGGGCGUGGUCCAGAUGCUGGUGGGUGAAGCUCAGGUACCCACGGUGCCAAGAGCGAAGCCAUCGAUGAGCUUCAGCACUUCGCAGCUUCUACUGAGCUUGCAGGACAGUGUGUCCGACUGCAAUGAGAUUGUCACAGUGUCCGUCUCUGCAUCAUCCACGUCCGAAGGACUAAGUUACUGCCCCGGCGAUGAAAUUGUCUGAGGCUUACCCGCGACAAACUGGACCUGGACCUGGACCGGACUGGCCGAUUCGGCCAGCAUGUGAGUUUCUUUUUUGUGAUUUUUUAAUCAGAUUAAUUAUUAUAUUAUCAAAAAUUUUUUUAUAGUCCUCAAAGGGAAUAAUCAAAAUCUAAAAUGACUUUGUGUACAUAUAAAGUCUUUGUACCACGUAAGGUGGUUGUUUGUACCCAAUCUAUUCAUUAUUUUUCUUAUUAAGUGGGCAGCUAGCUUAGGCUUAUAGACAACACAGUGACAUGCAAUAUUAUGCUGUUGUAAUGAAAGGGAGGGGACGAGGGAUCUCACAGACAACAGUGUUUGGUGGCUGAGGAAAUGGUGGGGCCCACCUUUUUCGAUCUAGAAAUCAUUUAAUGCUGCCGUGCUCGGUCGACUUAUAUCCUUAAUUGUGAUUGGUUCAUAUUUCAAAUCCAAUGGACAUAAUCGGAAUGGAAUUUAGACAGACAUGAAA